Molecule: messenger RNA, 1522 nt
Organism: Hypomesus transpacificus
Lineage: Eukaryota; Metazoa; Chordata; Actinopteri; Osmeriformes; Osmeridae
Gene: mettl6
Product: methyltransferase 6, methylcytidine
Exons: 5
Coding region: 427-1335 (302 amino acids)
Source: RefSeq, a predicted model, not a curated record
UUGUUGAUAGUUCGUGUAGAUGGGGCAAACCAAAUAGGACUUACAUGUGAUAAAUUAUAAUUGAGUUUUCUUGAGUUUUUACCGUAAUUUAUCACUAUAUUACUGGUUAACGAGUUUUUAAACUUCAUCCUUAAGAGAUAGGACUAAUAAAAAACGAGAUGUGUCACAACACGGAAGACUAACACUUACGGACAACAAGUUUCACGAGUUUCUGAAUUUCAAGAUUCUUUCUGGAAAUAAAAGAUUUAUUUUGUAUUACCAUUCCAUUUGGGUUCAGUUUCACUUGAUGGUAAGAACUAUGAACGUAAAUUGUAUCUGAACAACGGGUCUAAGAAAUGUACGACGGUUUGAUCGCUUGCAAGACAAAGUAGUUCCAGGCUAGCAAUGUAAACGCACCUUAAAUGUGUUCCUGUAGUUUAUAAAGGCAUGGCAGAACUACAACAGGACGCCAAGACUGUUUUACCUCCUUUCGAAAUAUCUAAAGAUGGACAGUGUAGUACUUGUUGCAGUCCUCCGGGACAAACCAAAACCUUCGCUGCUAGAACUUUGACGGAGGAGGAGAUGGAAAAAUUGUCAGGAGACCAGAUCUUGGUGUCUGACUUCAAGCAGAUGAAGUUGGAAAAGGAAGCCCAGAAAAACUGGGACUUGUUCUACAAAAGAAACACAACAAACUUUUUCAAGGAUAGACACUGGACUACCAGAGAAUUUGAAGAACUAAAGGAAUGCCGAGAGUUUGAGUCCCAGAAGCUGGUUCUGUUUGAGGCUGGUUGUGGCGUGGGUAACUGCAUCUUCCCCCUCCUGGAAAACGACCUCAACAUCUUUGUUUACGCCUGCGACUUCUCUCCACGGGCUGUUGACUUUGUCAAGCAAAACCCUCUGUACUGCCCUGAGCGUUGCAGCGCGUUCCAGUGUGACCUGACCAAUGACGAUUUGAGAGGGAGUAUACCAGAGGGCAGCGUGGACGUGGCCACGCUCAUCUUCGUCCUCUCAGCCAUCCAUCCAGACAAGAUGCAGCAGGCCCUGGUGAACAUCCACAGGGUGCUGAAACCUGGAGGCGUCGUACUCUUCAGGGACUACGGCUUGUACGACCAUGCCAUGCUGAGGUUUAAGGCUGGCAACAAACUGGGCCAGAACUUCUACGUACGGCAAGAUGGCACCAGGUCUUACUUCUUCUCCAAAGAGCUCCUGGCUGAGCUGUUUGAGGGGGUGGGGUUCCAGACCCUCGCUAAUGACUACGUACUAAGAGAGACCGUCAACAAGAAAGAAGGGCUGUGCGUUCCACGGGUGUUCCUUCAGAGCAAGUUUAGAAAGCUGGACCAAUCACAGACCUCCUGACGGAGCCUAGCCCAACAACCAAUACACCCAAAUUAAUUAUUUUAUUUACAUUGAAAAACUUAACUGACAGGAGCAAACUAACUGAAAUGCAACUUUAUUUCAAUGUAAAAAAAAAUGUUUUAGUGCAAUUCAGUGUUUUAGUAUUGUUUUUAUAUUAUUAAACUGGCAUAGCCUUAACAAAUUUCCA